AUGAGUGCAGAGGCAAGCCCCUCCCGAGGGGCAGUGGAGGAACCAGAAGCAGCUGUGGAUGGCAGAGUUGUGCCAGAGACAAUGCCUGCCAAGGGAGUGGACACGACACAGGCAGCAGCUCCAGGCGAGGCAAGUGGCACGGAGGCGGCAAAAGACGGAGCUGGUAGUGGCAGGGGGAUUGAUAACCAGCAGGCAAAGGUGCUUUCAACACCGCCCCCAGCAGUGGGCCCUUGUCAAGCGUCACCCCAUGUGCGCAAGUCUCUCGACACUGCCUUGAAGGCAGUGGCCAGCCAGGUCUCAGCAUCUCCAGCAAACACCCAGCCCGCACCUGUGGUGCCUCCGGCGCCAGCGCUGCCGCCUGGACAGGAGGGCAAUGUGACGCAGCUCACAGACAUCCUCCUGGCCAAGCUCAUCACUAGCCUGUCCGACAGCGCCCUCGGCAACCCUGCCCUGCUCCUGCAGACCCUGCUGGGCUUCUCCCCAGAGGACUACAACGACCUGCUGGCGGCCCUCUCCGAAUCGGGCUGCAGCUACGUGGACAUCAUCGCGGCCUACCUGCACAACAUCCGAGUGAUGUCCGAGGAUGCUGGCAGCACUUCUGCGGCGCUGUCGGGCACACUCACCCGCUCCCUGAUCGAGCAGUACAAUGCGCUGCUGGCCCAGGCGCUGAGAACGCCCCGCAAUGGCAUGGCGCGGCCAGGCGGUGUGGGGGACAUGCUGGGUCAGGGGUCGCAGGAUUUGGGGCUUAAUCCAGCGAAUGGCAGCAUCAGCGGGAGGCCACCCCCCGGGGCUCCAAACAGGCGGUCCUUUGACAACGCCAUGAACAGGGGCCCUUCGGGGUUGGGCUUUGGCAGGAGGUCUCUGGACAGUGCCCGGCCCCGGCCACCAAUGCUACUGGACCCCCAGGGCCGGGGCGUUGGGCUGCAGGGGAUGAUGCAGGGGGAGCACACCGGACUGGCUCAGGCAGGGGACGCCCCACACCAGAAGCAGCCAGCCUCGAUCGACCUGGGGCAGAUGCUGUCUGGUAGCGAUGUCCCUUCACCCGCAAUGGCCAGCCAGCCAGGCAUGAACCCCUUGAUGCUGCACCCACAGGUCUUAGCUGGCCACACACCUGAGCAGCUGGCCAGCAUUUUGGAGAAUGUGCACUUGCAGCAGGGCCACCCCUAUGUCCACCCUGGUGUCACACUGCCCAUGGCCAAUAAUGCUGUUGGUGGCAGCCACGUCGGCAGCCUGAACCCGGCGAUGGGGGUGGUGGCCCCAACGAUGCCUGCGAUGUCACCGCUGCCAGCGGGCCUGGGUCCCAAUGGGUCGCCUCUUUCCCCAGGAGCUGCACAGGCACUGGCAGGCCACGGGCUUGUGCCACAGUGGACCCAUGCCAGCGGUGUGAACGGCCAGACUCCCCUCAGCCACUUGCAUCUCAUGCAGCAGACGGGAGCAGUGCCACAGGGUUGGGAGCAUAUGUCCACAAUCGACGAGACGAGAAUGGAAGGGAUGCCCUAA
Molecule: messenger RNA, 1500 nt
Organism: Ostreobium quekettii
Lineage: Eukaryota; Viridiplantae; Chlorophyta; Ulvophyceae; Bryopsidales; Ostreobiaceae
Source: the annotation of a GenBank genome assembly